Molecule: messenger RNA, 2735 nt
Organism: Monosiga brevicollis MX1
Lineage: Eukaryota; Choanoflagellata; Craspedida; Salpingoecidae
Exons: 22
Coding region: 1-2664 (887 amino acids)
Cellular component (GO): membrane; Golgi medial cisterna; Golgi trans cisterna
Source: RefSeq, a predicted model, not a curated record
AUGGGUGCCUCUAGCUCGAUCUUGGCCCCGUUGGUCGAGGAGCUCAAGGACUCGCAGGUCAAGGAGAUGCAGGAUGUAGAAUUUUGGGACAAGUUUUGGCCGACCACGGAAAUGCCCCUGGGCCAGAUUUUCAAGGAUGUCAUGCCCGUCUACGUCCACCACAUCAAAGAUGCCAAUCCCCGAAAUUUGGCCACGCUCGUGCGCCGUGCCAUCCUCCAGCUGCAAGCGCUCACACGCACGGGCCUCGCAACCACGGAAAGCCGCAACAUGGCUCUCAACGUGAUUCGCCUCUUGAUGCGCUUGGUGCCCGUCAUGAUGGAGGACGACAGCUGGGAUGGCUUUUGGCAAACGCCGACCCCCGUCGGUGUCGUCAUCACCCUGCCGGAAAACUUUUUGGAGAAGCCAGCUUCGCCUGGUCACCCAGCGCAGCGCGUCAAAGAAGCAGAAGAGAAGCAACAAGCCGAGCUGGAGCGCGCCCGCGCCUUGCACGAGACGCCCAAUGUGCCUUUGUACCAGACGUUGCUGGUCGCUAUUCUCGACUUGCUGCUCGUGCCUGGCUUUACCAGCAAUCGGAGCGUGGGACGCAUGAUGCCCUUUGGUGAUCGGCCCCCGCAACAUGCCACACCCAUCGCUGUCCUCGAGGGCGCUGACCUCAUUUGGUAUGCGGGUGUGGGCUCAAAGUCCAACGUCGCGCGCGACUCGGCGAGCUUUAUCAGCAAUCGCUGUGAACUCCUCUUCUUGCUACUGGCCUGCAUGUCCAAGCCGCUCUACACCUUUGCCCGCGACCUGGUGCCCACCAACAACAUUUGGAUGGCCUUUGUUGCGGGUGGCAUGCACCGCAACACGUCGGUUCUGUUGACCUCCAUGUUCAACUGCCUGCUUGCCUAUGACCCCGUGGGCUACGGUCUACCCUACGGCCAUGUCAUGGUCCCAGAUGAUAAUCGCGAGCAACUGAGUCAGCUCUGUGGACAAGUCCUCUGCUUAUUGCUCGACUACGCCCCACCCUCGCACAGCGUGCCUGAGCUAGAGGCACCGGGCGCAACCGACGUGGAGCCUGUGUCCAGCAACGUGCUCGCGACCUUUUUGCAAAAGUUGAAGGGCGAGGACAUUACUUUUGUGCUGGACAACUUGAUCCGGCUGCUCAAGAACCCAUUGGAGGCCGGUACCCUGCCAGCGUCCUACAAGCAGGUCAAUCUUCAUCACGAACUGAUCGUCUUGACCUGGCGCAUGAGUGAGCUCAAUGCGGACUUUUUGAAUGAAAUGUUGACCAGUGGCAAGGUUCUCCAGCUUUUGGUGCCCAUUUUAUACCACAUCAACAAGCUGCGCGCCGACCCUACGGCCACAGGCCUCCUGCAUGUCGGCGUGUACUGGUGCCUGCUUCUUUCGAGUCAACGCAACUUUGCUGUACGCUUGAAUAAGCCUUAUGAGCCAGUGGUGCAAUUCGAAGAUGCACCUUUCAGCAAUGGUUCCCACGGUGAUCUCUUGAUCAUGGUUCUCUACAAUUUGCUGCUCAGUAAGACGCCCAUGGUCCCUGAGCUGGCUGUGUGCGGCAUUGUCUACCUCACGUCGAUCGGUGACAAAUUCGCAGGCCCCAACAAGAAACUGUCCCCCCUGUACGAGUGUCUGCUGACCAUCAUUGUCAACGUCUCGCCCUAUCUCAAAGCUCUGAAUCUGGUGGCCGCCAACAAACUGGUCAACCUAUUCCAGGUAUUCACGUCAUCCAAGUUUUUGUUUGCCAACGCAACGAACCACCGACUUUGCCACUAUCUGCUUGAAAGUUUCAACAAUUUGAUCCAGUACCAGUUUAGCGGAAACCACCAUCUGGUUUAUGUCAUCAUUCGCAAACGCGAGGCCUUUUUCAAGCUGCGCAUGUUGACGCUUUCCGAGUCCUCAUCCCAGCAAAGUCCCCCAUCCACCUCGCCCGAGGUGGCCAAGGCAAACGAGGUUACCGCAGCCGAAGAGGGCGCAGAAGCCAGCGAAACCACAGGAGCCACAGACUCCCAAGAGGCGACCGCUGCCGAGGCAGGAAGUCCUCCGACCACCGUGGUGGAAACCGCGCCCAUCAACCCCGGGGCCGCAGCUGUAACGGAACAGGUCAAGAAUGCCCCGGCGCCACCCGGGAGCGAGGCGGUCGUAUAUGCGGCGGACCGGCCCUCCGAAGAGGAAGCUCAAUACCUGGAUGCGCAGAGGAUUGGACAGAUCAAGACUACUCUGUCUCCUGAUCAAGACAUCCAGGAGCACUUUACUGUCGAGUCGGGCACAGGUCACGGCAAGCGCAAAAGCAAGGGCCCCGCGCCUGCCCCCGAGGUGGUGAUUGAGCCAAGCUUUGUGGCCACCGAGGAAUGGAUGAGUAGCUGGCGCACGCAGCUGCCCUUGGGGACAAUCAUUCGCCUGCUCAAGGUUCUAGUACCCCAAGUGGAGAAGCUGUGUCAGAAAAAGGGCGUAACGCACGAGGUGGAGAUUAUCGAGUUUUUGAAGGACGGCACGUUGGUGGGCCUCUUGCCAGUGCCGCCGCCGAUCGUCUCGCGAAAGUACAAGAAUUCAACACGCUGUACCGUUUGGUUCUACUCUUUUGUCUGGUCCUUCAUCUUCCUCAAGAAUCUGGACCCACCGCUCUUCUUCGAAACGGCUGUCAAACUGUUCACCGUUCGUGUUGAGAACUAGAUUAGAGCGCUUUAUGGAAGCGUUGUGCUUUGAGAUGCUCGAUCAACAGCAGUGGAAAUUGAAAAAGUUCU